GCGGUGGAGUUCAGAUGUUGGCUGCUGCUCCUGAUUCUGUCCGUUCACAGCUUCAUCACGGCAUCCGAGUAACGAAGGGGACAGAGGGCAGUGACUGCAGCUCCUUCCUUGCAGUGCUUCCUGUGGGAGGAGCAGAUACUCAGGAACUGUCUGUGUAAAAUGUUUGAAGAAAUCAUUUGAAUUGGAGUUGAUCGUAAUGGCAGGUGAAGGAAUUAAUGAAGACUAUCCAGUAGAAAUUCAUGAAUAUUUAUCAGCAUUUGAGAAUUCCAUUGGUGCUGUGGAUGAAAUGCUGAAGACCAUGAUGUCUGUUUCUAGAAAUGAGUUGUUGCAGAAGUUGGACCCACUUGAACAGGCAAAAGUGGAUUUAGUUUCUGCUUACACAUUAAAUUCAAUGUUUUGGGUUUAUUUGGCAACUCAGGGAGUCAAUCCCAAGGAACAUCCAGUAAAGCAGGAAUUGGAGAGAAUCAGAGUAUACAUGAACAGAGUCAAGGAAAUAACAGACAAGAAAAAGGCUGGCAAGCUGGACAGGGGUGCGGCUUCAAGAUUUGUAAAAAAUGCCCUUUGGGAACCAAAACCUAAAAAUGCAUCCAAAGUUGCCAAUAAAGGAAAAAGUAAAAAUUAACCUUUCAGUUUUGAUGUACACAUAUUUUAAAAGUACAUAAUUUUUAUUGUUUUCCACAAAAUGGAUGAUGAUUAUGUGGCACUGUAAGGUUUAAAUGUAUUCGUUAUUGAAUUCAUGUAUAAAACUUGGAUUUGAAAUUCGUAAUGGUAAAAACUUUUCCCUCCAGAAAGAUUGUUAUCUUUAUUGGUUUUUCUAUAGAACACUAUGAGGUUUUUAACAUUGCUGUGUAUAUAUAUAUAUAUUUAAAUGUUUUAUUUUGUAUGGGAGUAUAGCUGAUUAAUAAUGUGAUAGUUUCAGGUGGACAGGGAAGGGACUCAGCCCUACAUAUACAUGAAUCAAUUCUCCCCCAAACUCCUCUCCCAUAUAGUAGAUCCUUGUUGGUUAUGCGUUUUACGUUUAUGCAUACAUUUACAGCAGUGUGUACAUGUAAUCCCAAGCAACAUUGUAGUAUAUUUUAUAUUUAUAUUUUACUGCCUCUUGACCAGACUCUUAUUUGCUUAGGUCAGUCUUUCAAAGCCAUUUUAUAAGCAACUAUUAAGUUUAACUUAAAUGUUCCUCAUAAACAUUUGUCUAUUUCAAUGAAUAAUGAUUUUAUGACGUAUGCUGAAGUUAUAAAUACAUCUGUUCUCACUAUAUGAUAUUAAGAAAGAGUGAAAUGACUUAAAUGUCCAUUUUUUCUCUGUAGUUAUUUCAUUAUGCUUUCAUGAUUUUGGGAAUUACUGCUUUUUGUGGUAUUUGAAGUAUGAAAUUAAGACUUUAAGGUUAUUCUUUAAUUCUUGGCACUUUGCCACUAUGUCCCAUUUAAAGUAAAAUACAUUCUCAUUAACUUUAGAUGGGAAAUGAGGUUGUAUAUUGAUGGCUGAAUUUUGACAUAAUAGCUAUACCCUAUCAAAGCUAUUAAUGUAUGGCUGACCUGUUUUUAAUUUUUCUCUUUUGAGUAAAUGUUUCCUUGAAAUUAGGAAGGUCGGUUUUAGAAGUCCUUAUUAGAAGUGGAGGAAUCCAUGAGUUUUUGUUUGUGCAUAGUGCCGGUAGUUAACUUGGCCUCAAUUUUUUCAGAUUUUUUUUUAAUAUUUAUGAGGGUAUAACAAGUAUGUACAAGUAUUUUGGAACAACUUUGUAUGUUAUAUAAUGCCACUUAAUCAGAGGAGAAAUCUGAAGGAGAGUACAUUGUAUUUAUAUUCUGAUUUGUUUUUCUGUAAUAUUUAUUAGUGAGAAUUCUAAAUAUUAAAACUUUUUAAAUGUCUAAGCCCAAGAAUUUUAAUUAUAUACCUUUAAUGCUUUCAGUCUUUGAAUUCACAUUAUUAUGUAUAGGAAUGCCAAAUACAGUAAAGUACUUGUACUUUAAUUUUUGAAAAAGAAGUUGUUAAAAUUUUCUGUGUGAUUAAUUCCCCAUAAGUAACCUUGAAUAAAUGGAUUUCUUGAUUUAUGAUAGCAGAUAUUGUAAAUGGUCUUAAAAUAUAAUGGAUUUUGUAAAGCAUGUUGAACUCUUUCUAUGACACAUGAAGAGGAAAUCACUGAUGAAUGCAGAAGUCUUCUGGCUCAGAUGUCAGGCAAUUUUUGAAGUAGAAGAACAUUUAUAGUUAUUUCACUCCUUGUUUUACCUUUAUCUCUUCUAAAUUCCAAUUUUUUAAAAGUAACUUCAUGAGAGAAAUAAAUGUUAUUAAUAUCAA
This is a messenger RNA of Cervus elaphus (red deer), 2292 nucleotides long. It is a transcript of the gene C1D, whose product is annotated as C1D nuclear receptor corepressor. Gene Ontology annotation, cellular component: exosome (RNase complex); nucleolus. The transcript is spliced from 5 exons. Gene Ontology annotation, biological process: maturation of 5.8S rRNA; regulation of gene expression. The coding region runs from base 197 to 622 and encodes 141 amino acids. The record is from RefSeq and is a predicted model, not a curated record. Lineage: Eukaryota; Metazoa; Chordata; Mammalia; Artiodactyla; Cervidae. Gene Ontology annotation, molecular function: DNA binding; RNA binding.